Saccostrea echinata is the source of this 963-nucleotide messenger RNA. RefSeq lists its product as uncharacterized. The record is from RefSeq and is a predicted model, not a curated record. Gene Ontology annotation, molecular function: protein binding. NCBI's taxonomy places the organism in Eukaryota, Metazoa, Mollusca, Bivalvia, Ostreida, Ostreidae. The transcript has 4 exons. Bases 1 to 963 code for a protein of 320 amino acids.
AUGGCUUCAAGUGAAACUGUGUCCAAAUACUUUGAAAAUCUUUGCAACACUCUCUCUAAACAUGAUCUGUAUGGAAAGCCUCAUCUCAUCUUCAAUGUUGACGAAAAGGGUAUUUCUGUUGACCACAAACCACCAGCCGUGGUCGGAGAUUCUGCUUACUGUCCCCAUCAGGAUUUCGUCGCACUGGCAUUCACCCCCUUUGCAAAGACUCAGUUCCUUCGAAGUAUUUGGUACCAGCAGAAGUUUUCAAGGGCCUGGCCACUGAAAUUAGAAAUGAAAGCCAAGAGAAUGAGAGAGGAUUUGAGCAAAAAAGGAAGAAAAUGUAGAUCAGCAAAAUUAUGUGGUAAAGUUACAACAGAAAGAGAACCAUCUGAAGAAACAAGAUUGGGGGAUUUAGAAGAAAGUGCCAGGAAGCAUGAACGGGAAAACAUUUACUUGAAGGAAACUGUUUCCUUGUUAAAAAUUGAAAACUCAAGAUUAUCAAAUAGAGUUAAUAGUCUUAUGCUUGAAAAUUCUUAUGGAGGUGCCGAAAAGGACAAGAGGUUGGUUCAUCAAGGUUUAGUAACAGAAGGAAUUGGUUUCUAUGCCUACAUGUCAAGAGACGAGCCCGACCCUCGAGGUCAUCACACUCUGGUUUACGACGUCACACAGACGAAUUUAGGAAAUGGAUACAAUGAAAAUACCGGUGUAUUCAUUGUUCCUCGAGAUGGGCUUUAUUCCUUUACGUGGUCUACACGAGUAGAAUGUCAUCUUGCACACACGACAGAUCUCGUCAUCAAUGCAAAAAUUAUGGGAAGUACUUACGCCUACUGUGGAUAUAACACCGUUACAGGUCACGUGGUAGCAGCAGUUGCCCAGGGUGACGUCGUCUUCGUGCGCACACACUCCACUUCUCCAGGUCAAGGUGCAAUUAAAAGUAAUGAAUUUGGAAGGUCGGCUUUUUCUGGUUUUUUGAUUGAAUAA